CAGCGACCAGUAACUCUAAUAACGUAUCUGGAUCACAAAUUCAAGUCCAAACACAAUCUCAAAACCAAGCUCCUGUUGUGCAGAAGCCAACAGUGGCACAACAACAAGUUCCUUCUUCUUCGACUACUCCCGUUCAACAACAAUCUGUUCAGCAACAAGUGCCUCAUAGUCAUGGAACUGUCGCGGUUCCACCACAAACCGUUAUGGGGUCCGUUACCCCAUCAGGUUCCAAUACAGUGCCUUUAGUCGAGGUUAAGAAAGAAAUUGGUCUUGAGGAUGUUUUGUCCACUGUUGCCACAUCAGCCAGUCAGUUGCAGACGGAUACCAAAGAAUUUCUCACUACCAAAGAGGAACUCAUAGAUGGAGCAAUGGAUGAUAAAACUGAUCUUAAGAAGUUGAAGAGGAGACAAUACCAACAAAAGAGAAAGCAAAGCCAGGGAAAGGAUGCCGUAACUGCACCUCAGAAAAAACGUUCCCGUAAAGUCUCGCGCCUCGAUGAGGAUUAUGACACAUUUGUGGACAAUUUAAUGACCCAAUUACGACAACUUCAACCGAUGGCGGUUCUGGAACCCCAAUUGAGUCGUAAUUAUGGGGUAUGUCCGAUUUUCGGUUGCGGAGAUCUUGUUAAGAUUGGAAGUCAGAAAGAUUAUAACGCUAGAAUUGGCGAUUUGAUUGGAAAUUAUGGAUCAGCCAGUUUACCUGGAAUUUCUGACCAUUAUAAUACACAGCCAUUUGGAGAAUUAGAACCUCUGCCACCUCAACAACCCUCGACUACGCAGAGAGGAUUUUAUGAUCAAGAAUUUCCGCCUUUGAAGUUGGACGAUACUGAUGAUAAGAAAGAGAAUAUGACGACUAAUCGCGACGUGGACUCUCCUGAUACCAUUGUGAGUUCGUCUUCACCUGAAUGUGUUAUACCAGAAUUUAUGCACCGUUUUCCUGGACUGCGAUUGAUUGAGGAAGAAUCGGAUGAAGAAGCAGAAUGGCUGAAACGUGUGUCACCCGUUAUACCUCUGAUUUCACCAAUUCCAAUCAAACUAAAGCCUGUUUACUUAAAAGAUGCAGCUAAACAAGACAAGGAGAAUUUUGGAAUGCCCAAGCUUGGCAAAUCUCCUCCGAUUCCUUUACGAGAAAGCGGAAAUGUCACUGUGACCUUAACUUUGAAUAGUCAGGCUGCCGAUGAUAUAAUGGGUGUACUUAAAGAUCUUGCUAAUAUUCUGAACAUAACACCGCCUGCUGGUUAUCAAAUAGUUGAACGCACCACUACUCCUCCUAGUCAGAAAUUAGGACUAUACAGGACAAAAGGGAAGGACGGCAAAGAGGGUACUCCAAUCGAUAUACAAAGUAUUCUAAAUGGUGCGGCAAAAUUCUGUCGUCAUUGUGAUGUUGUGAUCCUUAACAGUUUAAUUCGAAAAAAAGUAUCGGAUCUACCAUUCUUGAGCAAAGAGGAAGCUGAACCGGGCGAUGAACUUUGCUUCUGUUCAGCGGCUUGCUAUAUGCAAUUUGCGCUCAUGCAUCGAACACCUUCUAAUACUCAAGAUAAGGCUGCAACAAUAGUAGAUCAUCUAUGUCAUAAAACAGAAGCAAAAAUGUUGGAAGAUGAUUUGAAAAGUCUGAAGAAAUUUCCCAUUAAACAGCAACAACAGCAGAUGGAGAAAUUUGAAAAUAUGGAGAUUAUUAAUGAAUCAACAACAGAGAUCAAAGUGAAAAUUGAGAAAUUGGAUAAUGUCGACAGUGCAGACAACGACGAAAAGCGAUCAAAGAAACAUUCAAUUAGUGAAGAAAUUGGUGAUUCUAUUGAGCCUCAACCACCUGCGAAAAUUUGGAAAGGAUUGAAAUAUAAAACAUGGUCGAUAGGAGCCAUGCAACCUUUAACUAAAUUUAAGAAACCCACUGAUAGAGAAAUUACCGAGAUGCUAUUUCGUAUGGGAAUUGCAGUAGCUCCCGCAAAAGCCGAAGAUACCCGUCGUUGCGUAUUUUGCAAGAGUCAAGGCGAUGCAACAGCCGAUGGACCAGCUCGAUUACUCAAUUUUGACGUGGACAAAUGGGUACAUCUCAAUUGUGCAUUAUGGUCUAAUGUAGUGUAUGAGGCUCAGAGUGGCGCGCUUAUGAGAUUGGAUGAAGUCCUGCAGAACAAUCUUGUACAGAUUUGCAUCAUUUGCGAAAAAUCUGCUGGUACUGUUAAGUGCUAUAAGCCAAGGUGCACUAACUGGUACCACCUAAUAUGUGCCAUUAAAGACGGUUGCGGUUUUUAUAAAGAUAAGACUAUGGCUUGUCCUCAACACCUUAUAAAAGAUAAAGAUAAAGAACUAACUACCCUUUCUGUUUACCGUCGCGUCUAUGUUCAACGUGAUGAAAAUCGUCAAGUCGCUGCGGUGAUGCAUCAUUCUGACAAUAAACAUUUACUUCGUGUGGGUUCUCUUAUCUUUCUUAGCGUCGGUCAACUACUUCCUCAUCAAUUGCAAAACUUCCAUACGCCCAACUAUAUUUAUCCGGUGGGCUACAAAAUCGUGCGUUUCUACUGGAGUAUGCGAAGACCUAAUAAACGUUGCCGCUAUGUUUGCUCGAUCCACGAUGUCUCUGGUCGUCCGGAAUUUCGUGUCCUAGUUCAAGAACCUCUUCAAGAAGAUGUUGAACUGAGAGACGCUACUCCGCGAGCAGUUUGGAGCCGAAUCUUGGAACCAUUGGCAGAAUUGAGGAGAAGUACAAACUCUGUACAAUUAUUCCCGAGAUACGUUUCGGGAGAAGAUCUGUUUGGUUUGACAGAACCAGCAGUAGUGCGGGUACUGGAAAGCUUGCCUGGAAUUGAGACUUUAACCGAUUACAGAUUUAAAUAUGGUCGUAACCCGCUAUUGGAGUUGCCUUUAGCCAUCAAUCCAACAGGAAGUGCACGUACGGAGGCACGUUUACGCAACCAGCUUCCGUGGAAACGACCGCACACGCAACGCACAGGGGGCUUUGCUUCACGUGGAAUGCCAUUUGGUUUGCCAACCUGUGGUGCUGCCGCAACAAUGGGAGGUGGAGUCUCCUCAACAUUAGUUGCAGCGGCUGCUGCUGCCGGCGAAGCCGCUUCCUGUCCAUAUUCGAAACAAUUCGUACACUCCAAGAGCUCACAAUAUAAGAAGAUGAAACAAGAAUGGCGUAAUAAUGUUUAUUUAGCAAGAUCAAAGAUUCAAGGUCUAGGAUUAUACGCAGCGAGGGAUCUGGAGAAGCACACGAUGGUGAUCGAAUACAUUGGAGAGAUUAUUAGAUCAGAGUUAGCAGAAACAAGGGAAAAACAAUAUGAAGCUAGAAAUCGUGGUAUAUAUAUGUUCCGAUUGGAUGAAGAACGAGUAAUAGAUGCGACUUUAUGUGGUGGUCUCGCUCGCUACAUUAACCAUUCCUGCAACCCAAACUGUGUCGCUGAGAUCGUUGAAGUUGAGCGCGAUUUCAGAAUUAUUAUUUUUGCCAAGCGUCGAAUUUCACGUGGCGAAGAGUUGGCAUAUGACUACAAAUUCGACAUCGAAGACGACCAGCACAAGAUUGCAUGCGCUUGCGGCGCACCCAAUUGUCGUAAGUGGAUGAAUUAAACAAAUUAUGAUACAGAGAAGAAACAGGAAAUGAGAAGUAAAGAAGAAAACUCAAUUUCUCCAUCCUGCCUAUUGUUAUCAUUGUUGCUAUGUUAUAUAAGUUUGUAGGAGUGAUCCAGGGUUACAAACUAAAGGAUAAAUAAAUCGAAGAAGUUGUGGUGCUAAUCAGAGUCGCCAUCACAUUCCUCCAAAGUGUUGUAUAAUAUUAUAGUUAUCAUAAGAGAAAAUAUCGAAUGCUUGUAUAUUGUAUACGAGAUGAGAAAAAAAUAUUGAAAGAUAGGGAAAAGGAAAAAUGGGUUGUAUGCGACAGAAGAUAAAGAGAAUUUCAAUCUUUGUGCUUUUGGUCCGAUGAUGAUUUGUUGUAAUAUAAAACGUUUAUAUAAUUAUUAUCAUCAUCAUGUAUAAUUAUAAUGAUAUAGACACACGCAUACCGUGUGUAUCGCACUGUUUCUGUAUAUAAUAUAUAUAUAUAUAUAUACAUACAUAUAUAUAUAUACACACACACAUAUAUAUAUUAUACAAAGUAGUUUUAUUUUCGAAUCACCCAAUAUAUGUAUGUAAAGCGCAAUGAGAAAAUCUGAGGCGAUUUGGAAGAAUUAUAUACAAUUAUUAUACCAAUUUCA
Acromyrmex echinatior (Panamanian leafcutter ant) is the source of this 4189-nucleotide messenger RNA. RefSeq lists its product as uncharacterized. Gene Ontology annotation, cellular component: MLL3/4 complex; nucleus. The record is from RefSeq and is a predicted model, not a curated record. Gene Ontology annotation, biological process: positive regulation of transcription by RNA polymerase II. Gene Ontology annotation, molecular function: protein binding; transcription coactivator activity; histone H3K4 methyltransferase activity. Lineage: Eukaryota; Metazoa; Arthropoda; Insecta; Hymenoptera; Formicidae.